ACCAAUAUUUCCCUACUAACAUAAACACAAUAUUCUUCCACCGAGAAUAAUUGUUUCCUCGGUUUUCUCAACUUAAACCUGCGUUAAAAACGGCCUGCAACCUCAGUGAAGAUUCAGAAUUCAUCUCAACUAGAAUCUGCACUAAAAAUUACUGGAACCUUCAUCAAUCGUUUAUCUCAACUUAAACCCGCGUUAAAAGUUGCCUGGACCCUUCGUCAAGUUCCAGCAUCCAUCUCAACUUAAACCUACGUUAAAAAACGGUGGAACCUCUGCCUAGUUUCAGAGUUAAUCUCAACUAGAACCUGCGUUGAAAAUUACCCGGAACCUUCGUCAAGUUUCUGAGUUAAUCUCACUUGAAACUACGUUAAAAAACGCUGGAACCUUCGUCGAGUUUCAGAAUUAAUCUCAACUCGAACCUGCGUUUUUAAUUGGCUGGAACCUUCGUCAAGUUCCAGCAUUCAUCUCAACUUAAACCUACGUUAAAAAACGGUGGAACCUUCGUUGAGUUCCAACUGUACUAGUGCGUCCUCAUCAACUUGGUGAUUUUUUUUGCCGUCCGAUAUUGAGUGCUUAGUUGAAAUUUCGGAAGAAUUGUGCUGUGUUGAUUAUUUUCCGUGAAAGCUUUCACGGAGAUUUGAGUGACUUAUAGAUUGUACGGAAAGUUGUGUUCCUACAUGUGAAUGGUUGAAAUGUUUGCAUGUUAACUUAGGUGAUAGUUGAGGGUUAUCAGGAUUGGGAUAAAAUUAUUUCUGUUAGGUUUUUCAUAGUCUGUGUGGAACCCAAUAUCUUGAUAUCUACGUAGUAUAUAAAGAAACUAUAUACUAGAACAGCUUGGUCCCACCCUUGAGAAAUCAGGAAAAGCUUAAAUUGACAGAAAUUAUAAUCUUACAAUUAGAAUUAAACAUACUACCAUUGAAAACUCCAAAAAUAUAUGUGGUUCUCAAAUAAAGAAAUAAUGAGAUCUAGUGACAAGCAAAAGGAACUUUGAUGUUAUCUAGUUUCAGUCUAUGAAAAGUUUUCAUAGUUUCGUUCUGAAAGAUACAUCCAUAUUCGGGAUAAAUCUCUGUGUAUUGCGUGAGAAAUUUCAAUAAUUUCACUCUCAAAAAUCCAUCCAUAUUCGUCUCAAAAAUCUGUGUUUCUUGUGGAAAAUAAUUCGGUAUCCAACAAUACUUUUAUUGGCUACUAGUAUGUGAUCAUUAAUAUUGAAGUUCAAUAUUGUUCUUCGUAGAAAUCUUUGUGAGAAUUUCGUGAGUUUUUUCGGGAGUGAUAUGUAAACUAAACAAGCUUCAAACAUGUUGACGUUGUAUAUGGUGUUUGGGACAGCGUUCUGCUACUACUAUUAUCUACUGCUGGCUGCCCUACCGUCUAGUGUUCUAGUGGAGGCUGCUAUCAAAUCUGCCAAAAACGCUGCUAAUCCUGAACCAG
This is a messenger RNA of Nilaparvata lugens (brown planthopper), 1425 nucleotides long. RefSeq lists its product as uncharacterized. The record is from RefSeq and is a predicted model, not a curated record. NCBI's taxonomy places the organism in Eukaryota, Metazoa, Arthropoda, Insecta, Hemiptera, Delphacidae.